Molecule: messenger RNA, 998 nt
Organism: Mangifera indica (mango)
Lineage: Eukaryota; Viridiplantae; Streptophyta; Magnoliopsida; Sapindales; Anacardiaceae
Product: transcription factor bHLH35-like
Exons: 5
Coding region: 108-836 (242 amino acids)
Biological process (GO): regulation of DNA-templated transcription
Cellular component (GO): nucleus
Molecular function (GO): DNA-binding transcription factor activity; protein dimerization activity; sequence-specific DNA binding
Source: RefSeq, a predicted model, not a curated record
UUUUCCAUUUACAUUGGUUUUAUCUAUCCACCUAUAAAAUUUCUACCAAGGAUUUCAAUAAAACUUAGUCGAAUAAAGAAACCAAGCCACAACGGGAAAAAAACAGCAUGGAAAAUAUUGGUGAUGAGUAUCAACAUUACUGGGAAACCAAAAUGUUUCUCCAAAAUGAAGAAUUUGAUACUUGGGCAAUUGAUGUAGCGUUUUCUGGGUAUUAUGAUUCGAGUUCUCCAGAUGGAGCUGCAUCGAUUGCGGCUGCUAAGAAUAUUGUUUCGGAGAGAAAUAGAAGAAAGAAGCUUAAUGAUAGGCUUUUUGCUCUUCGAGCUGUUGUUCCCAAUAUUACUAAAAUGGAUAAGGCUUCCAUUAUCAAAGAUGCAAUUGAUUACAUACAAGAAUUACACGACCAAGAGAGGAGAAUUCAAGAGGAGAUUGUGGAGCUUGAAUCUGGGAAAUCAAAGAAGAAUUUGGGUUAUGACUUUGAGGAAGAAUUGCCCUUUUUGUUGAGACCAAAGAAGAAGAAAACGAAUCUGGGUUAUGAUUCUGCAGAAUCAAGAACUUCUCCUGUUGAAGUUCUUGAACUUAGAAUUAACUCAAUGGGAGAAAAGACUCUAGUGGUCAGCAUCACAUGUAGCAAAAGGACUGACACAAUGGUAAAAUUGUGUGAGGCCUUUGAAUCUUUGAAGCUAAAAAUAAUUACAGCCAAUAUCACCGCCGUAGCCGGCAGGCUUUUGAAGACGGCUUUCAUAGAGGUGGAUGAAAAUGAGAAAGAAUAUCUGAAGAACAAAAUCCAAACAGCCAUUGCAGCUCUUAAUGAUCCAACAAGUCCCAUGAGCAUGUGAUUGUGGAUUGUGUGUGUUGCUCUUAAUUAAUUACUGUAUUUCUAGUGUUGUAGUUUUCUCAAGCAUUCCUGGCCCUUUCGUUUCUUCUUCUUGUCUUUACCAAAUGUAUGUGCUCCUCUUAAAGUAGAUGAAUAAAGGCAUGAAAUUCCAAAAAUUCCGAAA